AUGGAAGUUGAAGUACUGCGAAUGCCUGAUAAGAAAGAUGAAUCUAGUAAGAUUAUUGAAGAAAUUGAUCAAGGGGUUGAUGUUAAGGAUGCUUUGAAGGUAAAAAGAAAAUCAUCUGAUAAAGGAGAGGACAAAAUGGAAAAAGAUAAGCGGGAAGAAGAGUCUUCUAAAGAUAAAUUAGAAAAAAGUGGUAGCCAAGAUGGUGAAGAAAAUAAGAGAGUUUCGGUUAAAAGUAAAUCUAGAAAGUCUGAAGUUGAGGAUAAAGGUGUUGAAGAUAAGAAUCGAGAUUCUAUUAAAGGAAGGAAGAAAUCUGAUGAUAAAAGUAAAGAUGUUGAAGAAAAAAGACGAACAUCUUUGAAAGAAAAAGCUGAAGAUAAGAAGAAAGAGGUUGAAGAUAGAACUCGAGAUUCUUUGAAGAAGAAACAUUCUGAAGAAUUGGGUGAUGAAAAUAAAGAAGAAGAAAAACGAAGGACAUCUUUGAAAGAAAAGGCUGAAGAUAAUGGCGAAAAUGUUGAUAAAAAAAGACGAGAAUCUUUGAAAAAGUCUGAAAAGUCUGAAGAAAAGAAUGAAGAAGCUGAAAAGAAGAAAAAGAUUGAAGAAACAACUCGAGAUUCUUUAAAGAAGAAACAUUCUGGAGAAUUGGGUGAUGAAAAUGAAGAAGAAAAGCGACGAACAUCUUUGAAAGAUAAAGAUACGGAUAUUGAAGAAAAAACUCGAGAUUCUUUAAUGAAGAAGAAACAAUCUAAAGAAUCUGAUGAUAAAAGUAAAGAUGUUGAAGAAAAAAGACGAACAUCCUUGAAGGAAAAAGUUGAAGAUAAGAAUAAGGAUGUUGAAGAAAAACUACGAGAUUCUUUGAAAAAGAAAUCGGAAAAGAAUGAGGAAGCUGAAAAGAAAAAAGAGGUUGAAGAAAAAACUCAAGAUUCUUUAAAGAAGAAGAAACAAUCUAAUGAUAAAAGUAAAGAUGUUGAAGAAAAAAGACGAACGUCUUUGAAGGAAAAGGCUGAAGAUAAGAAUAAGGAUGUUGAAGAAAAACGACGAGAUUCUUUGAAAAAGAAGUCUGUAAAGUCUGAUGAUAAAGAUAAAAAUGAAGAAGAAAAACGACGACCAUCUUUGAAAGAUAAGGAAGAAAAAUCUAAAGAUAAGGAUAAAAUUGAAGAAAAGCGUCGAACAUCUUUGAAGGAAAAGGAUGAAAGCAAUGACAAAGAUUCUGAUAAAAAAAGACGAACAUCUUUAAAGAAGAAAUCUGAAAAAUCUGUCGAUAAUGAUAAGGAUGUCGAAGAAAGGCGACUGUCUCUUAAAAUCAAGUCUGAAGAAAAAGAAGAAACAAAAGUAAGACAGCUAGAUAUCCAAAAAACAGACAAAGAAUCUAAAAUCAUCGACGCGCCUAGAGAAGAAAAGGACAAACCUGUUGUACAAAAGACUGAAGAAAAAUCACGAGAUACCAAAGAAAAAUACCAAAGAGUCAACGAAGACAAUCAGGUAGCCGCUAAACAACUGGAUUUAAAAUUACCAAAGGCAACUAUAGAUUCAGAAUUAGAUUCUGAAUUUUCUGAGUCUUCAGUAUCAACUCUGAAGAAUGUAUCUACUAAAGAAAGAUAUAAGCGAAGUAAUCCUCCGAUGAUAGAAAUAGAUUACGACGAAUCAUCACCAAGAGAACCAUCUCGGCGCUCUAACUUGUCAAGGAAGUAUCGUGAUUUGGAAUCAAUCGACCUUGAUGAUAAGAGUCUGGGUGUGUAUUCUACAGACACUAGUCGGACGACAGGAGUCUCUCAUGGUCCGCGAGAUCGUGGGAAGAAACCUUCUUUCUGCACAAAACUGACAGACAGAACUGCAGCCGAGAGUUCGAGGAUAAAAUUGACUUGCGCUGUUCUUGGAGAACCUGAACCUGCAGUUUAUUGGUUAAAAGACGGGAAGUUGCUGCCGCCAUCUAGUAACAGGCAUGGAACUACCUUCGAGAACGGGAUGGCUUCUUUAGAACUCUACACUGUAAGACCGUCUGACACUGGAGAGUACUCUUGUAUUGCGAGAAAUCCUCACGGACAAGCUUGCACUGAAGCUAAGUUGAAAGUUUACGCCGGGUAUGAGCCUACUCCGACGACUCCAACGUUCACCAGGACCAUCAAAGACACUUAUCUUCGCGAAGAAAACACUCUGGUCCUCGAGUGCCGGGUGAGGGGUCAACCGACGCCUGCAAUAACUUGGCUGAAAGACGGACAAGUUCUGGAGAUAAGCGACCGCUAUCAGCAAUGCGAUUUGCCCGAUGGACUUUGUAGAUUGAAGAUAUUUAAUCCUGAUUUUUAUGACAGUGGUCUGUACACUUGUCGCGCGGAAAAUGACACUAAGUUGAGUGAUCGGACGUCUCAUUUAGUUGACUUCGAAGCUACAGGUCGGGCGGCACAAAGCAGCAGAAGUUGGCGUGGCAGCAGUUACAACGAUAUUACAAGUACCGAAAAGGACACUGGAAGACCUCGUUUCUCUAGUUACUUGACAGAUCACAGUGUACCGGUAGGUGGGACAAUCGCACUCCAAGUCGAAGUCAAAGGAGUACCGCCACCCGACGUCACGUGGAUGAGGGCUGACAAAAAAGGCAGCAUUGCUGUUCCCAAAGCUCGAACUUUCGCUGACUCUGGUGUUUACACUUUAAUUGUUCCUGAUGCAACUGAGUAUGAAACUGGUACCUAUGUCUGCCGCGCGAGCAAUUCUUAUGGGCAUGUUGAUUCUACUGCGACUGUUGAAGUCGUGUCUGGAUCCAUGGGAGACGGUGGAAAGCCCGCGAUCUUCGUUUCUAGGCCGCCUGAUAAAGUUAUUAUUGUUGCUGUCGGAGAAGAUGUUAGUGUGUCUUUCAGGACAAAUGGGAUUCCCAAACCUAAAGUUAUUUGGAUGAAAGGACUAAGAGACAUAACCAGCGGACCAAGAUCUUACAAAGAGGGACACGAUGAUUAUGUGAGACUGACACUGAAAAGAGCGUGCCCGUCAGACGAAGGGACCUAUUGUAUUCUUGUAAAAAAUCGUUAUGGAUGUGAUAGAAGUUUCUUCUCAGUUCAAGUGAAACAGAGAGCAAGAUCAUUGACGCCUUCUCCAGAUUGGGGUUCUGUCGACACUGACAGCUUGUUGGCCAACAUCCACGACAAAGAGCGCUCGUAUUUGAAACAAGUUCCUGGACCAAUUUCAACUGAACCAGUGGUAAUCGACGGUGGCCGUAAUUGGUUAGCAUUAACCUGGGGCAAAGCUGAGCAAAGAGGAUCCGCACCUGUGGUGGCUUACCGCGUUGACGGGUGGCUUUUGGGAGGCGAAGGAGGCGCUAGAUGGGUCGAGCUUGGAGUAACUCCAAUUAACGCGUUUGACGCGUUCAAUUUGCGACCUGGCGAAGAAUAUAAAUUCCGAAUCACUCCCAGGAAUCGUUAUGGAUGGGGUGAACCGGUGACUAUGACUAAUUCUGUCACUGUAAGAGAAGUUGUUAAAUUUCCGGAGUUUACUAAAAUACUUCCGGGGCAACUCAAAGCUUUGGAAGGAACUGUUUUAAGUUUGGACUGCGAGGUAAGCAGUGACUCAUUAGCGCACGUUAAAUGGUAUCGUGACACAACAGAGAUAGAAAAUGGUCAAGACUCAAGGUUUACAACUUAUUUCAACGGUACCAAGUGUACACUGAUGAUUGGUAAUAUAUCAGAAAAUGAUUCAGGGCGAUAUGUAUGUGAGGCUACUAAUGCAGCAGGAAGAGUGUCUACGUUUGCAAGGGUACAAGUUGUUGAGGAUCCUAAAAUUGUUGAGGCUGAUUUGAAACUUCGUAAAAUGAGAUCAUCAGACGUAGCAAAUGAAGAGCGACCACCUGAAUUCACAAUGAGACUGCGGGACAGGCGAGUCCAAGCAACCUAUCCAGUGAGAUUGACAUGUCAAGUGACAGGAUAUCCCGAGCCAGAAGUAACCUGGUACAAGUAUCGCGAGGAACUUUACUCCCAAGAGAAUAUAUCAAUUUGGAAUGACGAGGCUCACUUUCACACACUGGAAAUAAAUCGAUCAACGAUUGAUGACUCUGGUAUUUACAUGGCACGCGCUAAAAAUAUUUAUGGAUCUGUAUCUUGUCGUUGUCAUUUAACUGUUGACAAGGGAAUUCGUGCCUACAUUGCUCCUGAAUUCCUACGUCAUCUCGACUCUAUUUACACUGUCAAAGCUGGCGGCGAGCUCCGUAUGACCGCGCAAAUAGAAGCUUAUCCCACUGUUGGAGUUACUUGGCACCGAGACGGUCAUCGCCUGCGUCCGAGCCGCGACGUGGUAAUGACUUUGAACCACGAUGGAUCCGUUGAACUUGACUUGGCUCACGUGACACCUAGGGACGCCGGAUUGUAUUGUUGCACUGCUACCAAUGAAGUUGGUCAAGCCGAGACAACAACUCGCGUGACAGUACUUGAUAAUGAUGAUAUUAAAAGCAGUGAUAUUAAUCAAUCAGCCGCUGAUGAGUCAUUGGACAUACCUUACUCAAAAGAGCCAGUAUUCGUAACGAAGCCGCUGUCAACAGAAGCGUUUGAAGGUGACACAGUGAUAAUAUCAUGCGAAGUCGUCGGAGAUCCAAAACCGGAAGUCAUCUGGCUCCGCGAUUUUCUACGGCCGGAUUACUACAAAGACGCUCCGCAUUUCCGAAGAGUUGGAGCUGGACCGCAGUAUCGUCUUGAAAUUCCCUACGCAAAGUUAGACUUCACCGGUACUUAUUCAAUAAUUGCUAAAAAUUGUCAUGGAGAAGCUAAAGCCGUAAUUUCACUACAAAUUUACGCUCGAGGCCAAGGAAAAGAGCACAGCGGUAUGGAAUCAACGAUAAAACACGGUAAUGUCCAGACCUUGCCGGUGAUUAAGCGGCCGCUUCGAGACUUGAGAUGUUGUGACGGCGACGCCAUCACCUUGGUGUGCAAGCUCCACGCGAAACCGGAACCAGACAUCAGGUGGGAAAAAGGAGGAAAACUCUUGCCUCUUGGGGGUGAUUUUGCAGCCGACUUUGAUGGAGAGACUGCCAGGCUCAGUAUUCAGCAUGUUUACCCUGAAGAUGAGGGAGAGUACACCUGUGUUGCUUACAAUGAGUUGGGAAAAGCUUACACCUCCGCUUGUGUAAUAGUAGACGUACCUGAAGGUAAGGAAACUGCGUUGAGCAGAAGACUAAUAAAACCUCCAGGUUUUCUGUCAGCAAACUCGACGCCUAUAUCAACACCACGAUCAACUCCAGUGAGAAGUCUCUCACCUUCGUGUUGCAAGCGUGAAGUAAAACCAGUUACAAAGACAGCUCGUGGAUAUACGGGUGGAAGACGACCACGAAUGCCUACCAGUCCUAAAUUCUACGCCGUACCUCACAACAAAGUUGCCGAAGAAGGUGAAACUGUGAGGUUCCAGUGUGCUAUUGCCGGACAUCCUGUGCCUUGGGUUACUUGGGACAAAGACGGAAUUUCCAUUACGCCAACUGCGAGAAUCUCUUUAAAGGAAAGUGAUGACGUAAGAAUUUUGGAAAUAACCGAAAUUACUCACGAAGAUGCGGGACUCUAUCGAGUUACUUUGGAAAAUGACGUUGGAAGAACUGAAGCUACUGCGCGGUUGGAAAUAAUUAAAGGUCGCCGUAGUUCCAUUUCAAGACCAAUCCGUACCAGGAGUGCAUCACCAAGGACUUAUUCUAUUUACGGCGGAAGAAAUCCAAGUCCUACACCGAGAUCCGAUAGUCGAUUACAGCCUCCACGAAUUAGCGACAACUAUUCAGGAGGAAGAGGAACGAGUCCUACGCUUCCUCGAUGGCAUUAUAGGAAUGGUAAUGCUGUCAAUGACGAAAAAAUAAACGCCAAGACAAGUUCUACGGAACUUAACAAGCCUCGUAGUUCUUCAGUACCAAGGCAUUGCAAAAUGGAACGUGAAAAAUCAAAUGUUAAACAAGUUUCUGAAUCUCCGAUGAAGAAUAGAAAAACUCGACCAUCCCAACAUGUCACUUCUCCAACUCAGUCGUCAGCUAGAAAAACUUCCAUACCAGUGAGACGAAAGUCUUCUGUAAAGUUGAAUAGCAAUAAACAAGAUAAAAUUGAUUCUAAGGACAAAGAAAAAAAUUUCAAUUCUAAGGACAAAAAUUUAAAGAAGAAAGUUAAAGAAGAACUUAAGUCGCCGGUGAUCUUGACUGUUCCAGCGGAUAUUAUUGCGUUGAGAGGUGCUAAAGUUAUGCUUUUGGCUACUUAUGAUGGUUAUCCUAGACCAACUGUUAGAUGGCUGAGAAAGGGUCGUGAUGUGACAUUGGAUGAUAAAACCGAAAUUGAAACCAGCGCAGGUCUCACCUGUCUGACCUUGCUAAAUGUGACGACCGAGGAGGCAGGAAAAUACGAGGUGUUUAUUGAAAAUAAACUGGGAAAAGAUUCGCGACACGUCAACGUCACUGUCGAAGGUCCUCCAGAACCUCCGGCAGGUAGUCCAGCAAUCCAGAUUAUUAAGGACUCGAGAGGCGUGACGUUGAGUUGGAGAUCCCCAGUUUACGACGGCGGUUGUGCUGUCACGGGUUAUUCAGUCGAGAUGAGACGAGGCGAGGAGCCGUGUUGGGUCGCUGUAGCAGAAGCUAAGCACUCGCUCAGUCAUACCAUCAGUGGACUCGAUCCCGAAGAGUCCUACCAAUUUCGCGUAAGAGCUGAAAACAUUCAUGGCUUAAGUGAACCAGGAAUGGAAUCCGAGACAGUGAUAAUCACGAAAAGUGAAACGAGGAAAGUAACGAGCAGUAUAUCAGGAUUUAGCUUGGAUCCUGAUGAAGACACCGAAGACGAAAUAGAGCCGGCCUACGAACCGUGUGUUGUUGCGCCUGAAUCUGGAUUUUUAUUCGACGAACGCUACAAUGUGCUCGAAGAACUCGGCAAGGGCAAGUACGGAAUCGUUAGGAGGAUUGUUGACAAAUCUAAUGGGUCAAGCUUUGCCGCUAAAUUCAUUCGGACGAUCAAAGCCAUAGACCGCCAGCAGGUUAACGAUGAGAUAAAUAUUAUGAAUAUGCUGAGGCAUCCUAAAUUGCUGAGAUUAAUUGCUGCAUUUGAGAGCCCCAGAGAAAUGAUUAUGGUGACAGAGUAUAUUUCUGGUGGUGAAUUGUUUGAACGUGUUGUUGCUGAUGAUUUUACUCUUACAGAAAAAGACAGUAUACUUUUUGUGAGACAAAUUUGUAUGGGAGUUGAUUAUAUGCACGACAAUCUGGUUGUUCAUUUAGAUUUGAAACCGGAAAACAUAAUGUGUCAUACGCGAACGUCUCAUCGAAUAAAAUUGAUAGACUUUGGGCUGGCGCAGACAUUGAAACUCGACACACCAGUACGUGUAUUAUUUGGGACUCCAGAAUUCAUUCCGCCGGAAAUAAUUGGCUUUGAACCAAUUGGUACCGAGUCUGACAUGUGGAGUGUCGGAGUUAUUUGUUAUGUUUUAUUAACUGGACUUUCACCUUUUAUGGGUGAAAAUGACGCAGAGACUUUUGCUAAUAUCACUCGAGCAGACUUUGACUUUGACGACAAAGCGUUCAGCGCGAUAUCUGAAGAAGCUAAGGAUUUUAUCAGUGGCCUUCUUAUCAAACGAAAAGAGUCGAGAAUGUCUGCUAAAGAGUGCCUGAAGCAUCCAUGGCUUGCACAACGCGCUGAAAGCAUGAGUAGAGUCGCUCUACCAACAGAUAAACUCAAGAAGUUUAUUGUCAGACGAAAGUGGCAGAAAACAGGUAACGCAAUUCGCGCUCUAGGAAGAAUGGCUAUCCUUUCAGCAAACAGCAGAAAAAAUUCCGAGUCGCUGAGUGACGUCACUAAAGAAAGUGAAGAAACCACACCGACAAACGAAGACAUAAUUAUUACAGAAGAUUCUCUGGAUGAACCUAUUAACACAAUUAAUCCCGACAAUUCUGAAUUUUCUAACGGUAGAAUAAGUAAAGCAGAUUCCGAUGAAUUACAAAUAACCGAGCUGUCGUCAGACGAGUGCGUAGAUUCUCAUGAAAUUGAUAAUUACGACUCCUCGACAAUUAUUGAAACACAGAGAUCUAUUAGUCCAGAUGAUUUUACGAAAAUCGAAGAUAAGAUCGAUGACGAUUUAUUAUCCAGCGAUUUUAAAAAAAUUAAGAUUAUUUCUGACGACCCCAGCAAUAAGACGGACACAUUUAUUUCAGAAUUAAAUUCAAGCGAAGAAAAUAUUUAUACGGUUGAUAUUAGUACGGAAAGUCUGAAGACUACCACGGAAAUUCAUGAAGAAUUUUCUGAAAAUUAUUGCAGUAUUACAAGUUUGCAUAUUAAUGAGCCUUCCUUUGAGGUCAAAGAAGAAAUAACAAUCAGUCGCAUUAGUCUUCAAGAUAAAGAUGAUAACAAAUUUGUUAAUUUAAUAGAUCAACAAAAUUUAAAUAAUAAAUCAUCGAUUGUUAAUAAUAAUAAUAAUAAUAAUAAUGAUGAUAAAAUUCCAGCUACGCGCCCUAAUUUUAUUCCAAUAGAAAGUAAUACUAAUUCGCAUGGAAGUGUGUGUAAGCCUUGGUGUAAAACUAAUUCUUCAAGUUUAGACACCGAAGACGAAAUCUCACGGGUAAGAGGCCACAGUCCACUGCAUAGAGUAGUCCGUACUGGAAGUGUAAGCCGAACGGCGAAGAUGUUUGAACAAGAACAAGUUUCUUCAUCGGUUAAACAGCAGUUGAGUCCAGGCAGCCGAAUUGUUCUUCCCGCAGCAAACGCACGACCUCAGAAUGAAAGAAUUCGAAAAGCGUUUGCUUUUUGGAAUAAGUAA
Molecule: messenger RNA, 8727 nt
Organism: Cotesia congregata
Lineage: Eukaryota; Metazoa; Arthropoda; Insecta; Hymenoptera; Braconidae
Source: the annotation of a GenBank genome assembly